This is a messenger RNA of Colletotrichum phormii, 225 nucleotides long. RefSeq lists its product as uncharacterized. The transcript is spliced from 4 exons. Lineage: Eukaryota; Fungi; Ascomycota; Sordariomycetes; Glomerellales; Glomerellaceae. The record is from RefSeq and is a predicted model, not a curated record. Gene Ontology annotation, cellular component: nucleoplasm; kinetochore. Gene Ontology annotation, biological process: chromosome segregation; mitotic cell cycle; kinetochore assembly. Bases 1 to 225 code for a protein of 74 amino acids. Gene Ontology annotation, molecular function: protein heterodimerization activity.
AUGGCACCCGGUCAGAAGGCGUACCCGCGCGGUACCGUCAAAAAAAUCAUCAAGGCUCACUCGAACUGCAACCUGAGCAAGAAUGUGGACGUAAUGAUCUACCUCGACUAUGUUCUACUAGUCAAAGAGGCCGCCAUUGAGUCGAAGAAGUCUGGCGAAAGAGGCAUCACGGCCCGAAGUGUCAAGAAGGUGACCUCGGAUACUCUCACCAAGUUCCGAGGAUGA